Molecule: messenger RNA, 2049 nt
Organism: Mycena indigotica
Lineage: Eukaryota; Fungi; Basidiomycota; Agaricomycetes; Agaricales; Mycenaceae
Product: MYND-type domain-containing protein
Exons: 4
Coding region: 16-2049 (677 amino acids)
Source: RefSeq, a predicted model, not a curated record
CUUUUUCAUCAUUCGAUGCACCCGCUGGUCGUCACGGCCAAGAACGACCUCGGGAAGCUUUCCAUCCUGCACAGAGGAAUCGCACUAGCCGCAUGCGACCCUGAGUGCUCCGACGCCGACUACCUCAAGUUUGACCGCCUAUGGAUGACAGCAGACCGCACCCUGCGGAGCCGUCUCUUUCCCGUCUUCCUCGUCAUAUUCGACCCCGCUCGAAUACCACCCGCCGCCGAAAUUGAAGACCCGUCUCCGACAACGAAAAACCAGCUCCGCCACCUAUUGUGGCUUCUCGCGCACAAGCCGAAGGAGCUCCCCGAGGGUGUAUUCGACAUCUGCGCGUUCUUCAUCGCCUGGAUGGACUUUCUGUACACCUUCCAAGACUUCUUGGUGCCUUUAAAGGAUGUGGUCGUUCUGGGAAACAGAACGACGUUGCCGCCAAAGCCUGGGCUCCUGGUAUCGCUUGUUCGAUGGGGCCGGGAUGUAGAGCUGAAGUGGGGGCAAAAACUAGGUUUCGAUCCUGUGCGAAUCAACGAAAACCUUGGCCCGACUAAGGUGUUCUGGACGUCGCCGGUCUAUCUUCGGCGGCUUGUUGACGCGUGGUUAUGGAUCGUGGAGCAGCCCAAGCUGGAUGUAAUCCUCCUCUUCGACUGUAUUGGCAUGUUUCCGUACAUUCUGGACCAAGCGCAGCUGGAUGCUCUGCUCGAGGCUGCCGGAACGGUGGACAACCUAGUGCGACUCGUCAAACGACACCUGACGCUGGUGGGGGCCAUUCCGCCGCAGUCGCGAAUCGACGGUGCCAUAGCACUCUCUUGUCGGCCCCUCGAAAUUUUGGCCCAAGCCGAUAAGCUACUGGUAGCGGCCAACCCAAAUAAUCCCAUCACAGCAGUCGCCACCAGCUUGGUCUCACACCACAUCUUCCCGCAGGUCAUCGAGGUCCUUAACAACACCGUCCUGCAUCCGAAAACAGCAGCUGUCGCGGCAGAUCAUCGGGACCACGAGUACUGGCUGCGAAGCUUUCGUUCUGUAAUCGGGGUAACAAACAUUAUUGUCGGGGUCGGGCCACGCCCACUCCGAAUGGCGCUCCGUCACGAUAUCAUCCCGUUGCUACUUCGCGCCGUGCUGCACAUGCAUGACGGUCCACUCAAAUCGAACCUCCGGCGCCUGCUCGAAAUCCACAUCCCAUCCGGCGCUUCGUACACCAGCAUGCUGCCUCUGGUCACGGAGUUGAUCACAACCGUCGAAGCCUCUCCGUUAGCGCGCGUGCUGAAUCACUCGGAGUAUGAGCUGGCACCGGUUUGGGCCCACCUCAAGAGUAGUGCGUCGUUCUACAAUGAAGUCUCCGACUCGCUCGCCCAGUCCGACAGGUUGGCUGCUUGCGAUAAUCCACCAUGCGGCCGGAUUGAUAAGAGAGAGCGGUUCCGGCGGUGCUCAGGCUGCGCUUUCCGCAUGUAUUGCUCCUCCGCCUGCCAAAAAACGGAUUGGCGCACGGGAGACCAUCGUUCCACAUGUAGCGCGACCAGGGCUGAAUACGCUAAGGUCCGGGCCCUCUUCUCGAAACGCCAGCUUGCCUUGUUCCGCCUGGCACUCGACACAUUCUACCGCGAGAAUGCGGGCGCGUUCCACUGCAUAAGCGCGGUGCACCGCCGGGCCAUCGGCAAAGAGCAAGCUACGGCGGGCCACGAUCCACGCGCCGUUAUCAUUGCGACGACCAGCUUUCUGGGGGGGAAACCAGAGUUAAACGACGUCCUGAUCGAACCUGCGCUGACUAACCAGGAGCACAUGCACCUUCCGAACAUCGACGACUGGAUCAGCCGCGCGCGGCGCAGCAACGGCCGACUUGCAAUCCAUGUUGUCACACUCCCGGUUGGCGUCGACCGCUACUCUCUCGUGUGUCCUCUGCGCAUGAACAUGUCAGUGCUGGAGGAUUUUGCGCUGCGCAUUGCGCACAGCGCUCCGCCGCUCGAUGAGCAGACGCAGGGCAGUAUUCGCACAAUGCGGAGGACUUUUGCGGCUUGUGUACCGCCCUCUGAAUUGUUGGUAGUCCAUCAAUGA